Messenger RNA from Daktulosphaira vitifoliae (grape phylloxera), 794 nucleotides. RefSeq lists its product as uncharacterized. The transcript has 4 exons. NCBI's taxonomy places the organism in Eukaryota, Metazoa, Arthropoda, Insecta, Hemiptera, Phylloxeridae. Bases 140 to 685 code for a protein of 181 amino acids. The record is from RefSeq and is a predicted model, not a curated record.
UUGUAUUACCAUAUUUCAGAUUAUAUAAAUAAAAUGAAUUUAGUAAUAAAAAUUAUUUUUCGCUUUAAGCGGAUAUUAUUAAAAUUAAAUUGUCAGUCCUAGACUUUCAUUUCUGCUGCAGUUAUAAUAAUCAUUGAAAAUGGGUUUCUAUUGUUAUUUUGAAAUAUUAUUUUAUUUUGUUUGUGUAACUAUCAUACCUCCGUAUUCAGCUGAUCAAUUAACGUCAAGUAACAAUAACACAGAAACACAAUUUCCGUUAGCAACUAUUUGCUCGAAAAUAGUAAACAAUUAUUUACUACAGAAAUCUAAGGAUGGGAAAAUUUAUAAUAGGAUAUUGGCUGAAGCUGGAAAUAAAUUUGAUUUAUGUGAAUUAAGAACACAUGCAGUAAAUAAUAUCAAUGUAAACUAUUUUGAUUUGGUAUUCAUUUACCAAUUGGUGUAUAAUAUAUUCGUGCAGUAUGAAUCAUCUUUAAAAAUCGCACUUUCUAUGUAUGAUCCUUCAAAUAUUGGCAUCGUUACUAUAAUGGCUGCAUCACAAGCUACGUCGAAAAACAAAUUGUUUGGAAAAAAAUUAUUAAAAAAUUCAAUUACUAAUAUUCUAAACCAGUAUAAGCCUGAGGAAAAUAAACUCAAUUACCAAGAUAUUGUAGAAAAAAUUACAAAGGAAUUUGGAUCUCAAUUUUGAUAAUUCGUCAAAAUAAAAUGGAUUGGUCUUAUCAUUUUACAUGUCUGUAAUGAUUUUUGAAUGAUUUGUAAAAAUAAAUAAAAUAUUUUUCAAAUAUUAUUUACAAUAA